Hypanus sabinus (Atlantic stingray) is the source of this 10022-nucleotide messenger RNA. It is a transcript of the gene cdadc1, whose product is annotated as cytidine and dCMP deaminase domain containing 1. The record is from RefSeq and is a predicted model, not a curated record. Bases 5796 to 7901 code for a protein of 701 amino acids. Gene Ontology annotation, molecular function: dCMP deaminase activity; zinc ion binding. Gene Ontology annotation, biological process: dTMP biosynthetic process; dUMP biosynthetic process. NCBI's taxonomy places the organism in Eukaryota, Metazoa, Chordata, Chondrichthyes, Myliobatiformes, Dasyatidae. The transcript is spliced from 8 exons. Gene Ontology annotation, cellular component: cytoplasm.
AAUACACAAUUUGUUACUCAAUUAAAUGGUGGUUUGUCUUUUUUUUAAUACCUUUUUAACUAUUUCCACGAUACGGCAACCAGGGGAGGAAAGUCUCACAAACCAAUGUGCAUCUUCCAAGAGGAAGAAACCCUACAAGCUGUGGACAGAUUUACAGAGACACACCCCCAGGGCUGCCCAGGAGGGAGAGUAAGAUGAGCACCCUGCCAGGAUGGACCUAAGAAUGUCAGCUUUUGUAAAUGGAUAUCAAUUACGAGUGAGAGAUGCAUUUGCGGCAAGGUCUACAACAACCUGCUUGGCCUAAAAAUACAUUGGGCCAAGAUGAAAAUGUAUGGAGCAGGAGGGAGCAACACAGCAUGUAGAAAUCACUCUGGAAGGAACCCAGCCUGGAGUCACCCCACGUUACCCAGGAUCUCCCGUCCCAGUAAAUCAUACUCCAAGCCAAGUAGCAGAUCACCAGAUGUGUCAAGAGCUCCAAUUUCUGAUUAAGUAGUACAGGGGAAUGAAUGAAAACGAGAAACCACCACUUGCCAAGCUCAGUAACAUCCUCAGAAGUAAGUUUAUGCAAAGCAUAGUGACAUGGAAGACGGGGAAAAAGCCAGGAAAUGAGCUGCCUUUAUUGCGAACUCCUAAGGAUUCACCAAGCAGCUGCUGAGACAAAAGUAUUGCAGGCACCUCACGUACUCCAAACAAGAGAUGGAUCUACACCUUUAAAACUCCCUCAGUGACUCAGAGAGCGAACAGAUGAUAGGACACCAUAGUGCCCUCGUAAAUCCUCCUCCUCCUGCAGUUGAGGUCAAUGGCAAGGUGUGACCCAUGGACCACUGCUGCUGGGACACAAGUCAGGGCCUGAUCAAUCCUAGCUGGGUUGCCCGGGCAUGGGUAUCUGAUAUUGAAAAAUUUAGAACACCCAAUGACUCCCAGAUUACAUUACUGAAGCUGUGUCCCAGCGAAUCCUAGGAUGUACCCCAGCAUCGUGAAACUUAAGCUAAUUAGGGAAGCCAUUUAGUUUGGCCCAACUAUACUGGUCCCCAUGUGUCCCAAUUAGUUAGAGUCCACUGUAUAUAUAAAGCUUUAUCCAAAGGCCAUUUUCAGCCUUGUUGUUUACAUUUUUAACCUGCAGUGUUGACCUUUGUUUUACAUUUUAAUGGAAUAGCAACUUUAGUUUCAGUUGGGAUAAAUGGUUUAUUCUCAGACUGGCAGUUGGUGACUAGUGGUGUUCCGCAGGGGUCAGUGUUGGGACCCCAACUCUUUACAAUCUAUAUUAAUGACUUGGAGAAAGGGACUAAGUGCAACAUAUCAAAGUUUGCUGAUGACAGAAAGAUGGGAGGGAGUGUAAUGAGUGCGGAGGACAUUGAAAUCCUGCAGGGAGACAUAGAUAGGCUGAGUGAUUGGGCAGACAUUUGGCAGAUGAAAUAUAAUACUGACAAGUGUGAGGUCUUGCACUUUGGCAGGAAAAAUAAUAGAGCAAGUUAUUAUCUAAACGGAGAGAAACUGGAAAGUGCUUCUGUGCAAAGGGAUCUGGGGGUCCUGGUGCAGGAAACACAAAAAGUUAGUAUGCAAGUGCAGCAGGUGGUCAAGAAGGCCAAUGGAAUGCUGGCUUUUAUUGCUAGGGGGAUGGCGUAUAAGAACAGGGAGGUCUUACUGCAGUUGUACCGGGUAUUGGUGAGACCACACCUGGAGUACUGCGUGCAGUUCUGGUGUCCAUAUUUAAGAAAGGACAUACUGGCUCUCGAGGCAGUGCAGAGAAGGUUCACUAGGUUAAUUCCAGGGAUGGGUGGGUUGAUGUAUGAUGAGAGGUUGAGUAGAUUGGGACUCUACUCAUUGGAGUUCCAAAGAAUGAGAGGCGAUCUUAUUGAAACAUAUAAGAUUGUGAAGGGGCUUGAUCGGGCGGAUGCAGGGAGAAUGUUCCCAAUGAUGGGUGAAACUAGGACUAGGGGGCAUAAUCUUAAAAUAAGGGGAUGCCAUUCCAGGACUGAGAUGAGGAGAAAUUUCUUCACUCAGAGGGUAGUGGGGCUGUGGAAUUUACUGCUCCAGAGCUGUGGAAGCUACUACACUCAAUAAAUUCAAAAUGGAGAUAGACAUUUUCCUGGAUAAAAAUGGCAUUAGGGGAUACGGUGAGCGAGCAGGUAAAUGGACAUAUGGCUAGGUUUAGAUCAGCCAUGUGAUCUCCUGGACCAGUUUUCGAUAGCCUGGAUGGGUCGGAGAGGAGUUUUCCAGAUUUUUUCUCCUCAAUUGGCAAAUCAGUUUUUUUUCCCCCGGGUGAUCACAUGGGUUUGGGCGGGAUGAAUAAUAAAAUAAAAUGGGCGGCAUGGUACCCUGUUGGUUGGCACUGUUGCCUUGUGGGAUUCGGUGAAAACUAGAGUUAAGAUUGGAUCAGCCAUGAUCUUGUUGAAUGGCGGAGCAGGCUUGAGGGGCCGAUUGGCCUACUCCUGCUCCUAUCUCUUAUGUUCUUAUCUUCAACGUACACUUCAUCCUGUAUUCGGUGAAAAUUCAGUAUGUCAUCAAGCUUUUCUGUCUUGACUCCUAUUGUUGGAAUAAUCUCUGACCAUUGAAUUGUAUUUCAUGUUUAAUGUAAAAUCUUUGAAUCGAACAGAGCCCUUCACUGAAGUGAGGUUUUCUCUUUUGUUUUCCUGUGAUCCCUUCUAAAUGGUUUCUUCAUGUCUAUGGUGAUACCUAGAGUUGGAGUAGUAUGUUACAGAGUAAUUUCAUAACAUUGAUUCAGCAGUGUUGCAUGUUUAUUUUUAUUUGCAUUGGAGCAUUUAAAAUUGUUACCAGGGAAGAAUUUGACAUUACAGUCUCUUAUUAAACAAAAGAAAGCCUAAGAUGCUUAUAAAUCUAUAUCAAGGUAUGGAAAAAUAACUUUACUGUUUUAUCUGUACACAUCUCCUACACCACCUAUCAGCUGUUGAUUUAAUGUCGUCUGAUUGUCAACAGUUUUUUUUCAGAAAGGCAAACAUUCCUUUGUUUUGUAUAGUUAUGCAACCAUGGGAUAAGACUGAGGUUUGGGUAGAAAAUUUAUGUACAAAUCUUGCCUGCCUGAUUGCUUAGUCCAUAUGUCAAAAAGUUAAGAUCUUUGUUUACCCCAAGGGUUUUGAUAAGUUGGGUGAUUUGAGGCGGUAGCAAGUUCCUGUGGUGUCAGUCUUUGGUGGCUAGAAACAGAAGCUUUGACUGAUGCAAAGUUUUAAAAAAUAAUCCAGUUGGAUUUUAAAAAUGCAAUAUUACAGAGCAGCUUGAUGUUGAUAUGAAAGUCACUCAGUGACUCUGGUGAGCAAAGGAGAUCCACGAACUGCAGAUUGUAUGGUUUGUUUGAAAAACUGUAUUAGUUUUAUGAAAAGAGAAUAUCGUAUCAACAUUAACUUCCUUUUAACAACUUGUGAUAUUUCCACAUUAGUUCUUCAUUAUACCUGCCACAGAAAAUUGUCUAAUAAAUAGAUGAAGGAUAAUCCGAAGAGCUUCUACAGGUAUUUUAAGGGCAAAAAGAUAGUAAGGGAUAAAAUUGGUCCUCUUGAAGAUCAGAGUGGUUAGCUAUGUAUGGAAUCAAAAGAAAUGGGAGAGAUAUUAAAUGAGUUUUUUGUGUCUGUAUUUACUAAGGAAACUGGCAUGGAGUCAAUGAAAAUAAGGCAAACAAAUAGUGAGGUCAUGGAACCUAUAAUGAUUACAGAGGAGGAGGUGCUUGCUAUCUUGAGGCAAUUCAGAGUAGAUAAAUCCCCAGGACCUGACAGGGUAUUCCCUUGGACCUCGAAGGAGACUAGUGAUGAAAUUGCAGGGGCCCUGGCAGAUAUAUUUUAAAUGACGGUAUCCACGGGUGAGGUGCUGGAGGAUUGGAGGAUCGCUGAUGUUGUUCUGUUGUUUAAAAAUGGCCCUAAAAGUAAUCCGAAAAUUAUGGGCCAGUAAAUUUGACAUCAGUAGUAGGUAAAUUAUUGGAAGGAGUACUAAGAGAUAGGAUCUAUAAGUAUUUGGAUAGACAGUGAUUUAUUAGGGAGAGUCAACAUGGCUUUGUGCAUGGUAGAUCAAGUUUAACAAAUCUAUUAGAGUUUUUGAGGAGAUUACCAGGAAAGUGGAUGAAGGGAAGGCAGUGUAUGUUGUCUACAUAGACUUCAGUAAGGCUUUUGUCAAGGUCCCACAUGGGAGGUUAGUUAGGAAGAUUCAGUCACUAGGUAUAAAUGGUGAGGUAGUAAAUUGGAUUAGAUAUUGGCUCAAUGGGAGAAGUCAGAGUGUGGUAGUGGAGGAUUGCUUCUCUGAGUGGAGGCCUGUGACUAGUGGUGUGCACAGAGAUCAGUGCUGGGUCCAUUGUUAUUUGUCAUCUAUAUCUAUGAUCUGGAUGAUAAUGUGGCAAAUUGGAUCAGCAAAUUUGCUGAUGAUACAGAGAUUGGAGGUGUAGUGGACAGUGAGGAAGGUUUUCAAAGCUUGCAGAGGGAUUUGGACCAGCUGGAAAAAUGGGCUGAAAAAUGGCAGAUGGAGUUUAAUGCAGACAAGUGUGAGGUAUUGUAUUUUGGAAGGACAAACCAAAGUAGAACAUGCAAGGUAAAUGGUAGGGCACUGAGGAGUGCAGUAGAACAGAGGGAUCUGGGAAUACAGAUACAAAAUUCCCUCAAAGUGGCAUCACAGGUAGAUAGGGUUGUAAAGAGAGCUUUUGGUACAUUGUUCUUUAUAAAUCAAAGCAUUGAGUAUAAGAGUUGGAAUGUUAUGGCGAGGUUGUAUAAGGCAUUGGUGAGGCCGAAUUUGGAGUACUGUGUGCAGUUUUGGUCACCUAAUUACAGGAAGUAUAUUAAUAAGGUUGAAAAAGUGCAGAGAAGGUUUACAAGGAUGUUACUGGGACUUGAGAAACUGAGUUACAGAGAAAGUUUGUUUAGGUUAGGACUUUAUUCCCUGGAGCAUUGGAGAAUGAGGGGAGAUGUGAUAGAGGUGUAUAAAAUUAUGAUGGGUAUAGAUAGAGUGAAUGCAAGCAGGCUUUUUCCACUGAGGUUAGGGGAGAGAAAAACCAGAGGACGUCGGUUAAGGGUGAAGGGAGAAAUGUUCAAAGGGAACAUUGGGGGGGGGGGGGCUUCUUCACACGGAGAGUGGUGGGAGUGUGGAAUGAGCUGCCAGAUGAAGUGAAAAAUGUGGGCUCACUUGUAACAUUUAAGAAAAACUUGGACAGGUACAUGGAUGAGAGAUGUAUGGAGGGAUAUGGUCCAGGUGCAGGUCAGUGGGACUAGGCAGAAAAAUGGUUCGGCACAGCCAAGAAGGGCCAACAGGCCUGUUUCUGUGCUGUAAUGUUCUAUGGUUCCUUGAAAGUAUCCUUUUUAAUGUUAUAAUUUUCAGCAAAAUCAACAGAUUUCAUGAUCUAUGCCAGUGAUAUUAAAGCUGAUUCUGAUCAUUUUUAGUAACUGUUUAUCUUUUCAAGUGGCCCAGAGAACAAACAGGUAAGUGUGGAACUUAACUCCUCCAAUUGUGAAUUAUUGCUCUUCUUGUUAACCUAAUGAAAUUUCAAUUUAAAUGGUACUUUGUUAACCUUUAUCUCUUUGCUUUUGUCUCUAAUUUUUGGUAGCAGGCACCUGGUUUUUGUAUCUGCGGUAUUUGCUUGCAUUAAUGAUAACCCCAGGAAGUUACUAGUGAGCCUUAGCUAAGAUUAUGCUGUAGAAUGUUAGACCAUUUCCUGGUUCUUGGGAUCUUGAAUGUUUUUUUCACUAUUUAUCAGCUCAUACUUAAAACACUGUUGAAAUCUUCAUUAUCUGAGUAACAAAUGAAUCAAAAUGUUGUUCAAUCAUAGCUUGUAUCCCUAGGGAAAAUCCCUAUUAAAACUGCUGAGGAUGGUUCAGCCAUGGAAAACUGUGAGGAAUUCCUUCAAAACUGCAUCCUUCCAGCAAAGAAGAAAUGGCCUUGUUGUUGUGCACAGUUCAAAAAUCAUUGGGCUACACUGUUCAAGCAUGGAUCUGCAUGUCGGCCAAAUUGCUGUUAUUAAACAUGGAUCCAGAUUGAAGGAAUGCGAUCUCUACUUCUCGAGGAAACCAUGCUCUACCUGCUUAAAGAUGGUUUUAAAUGCUGGAGUCAGUCGAGUUUCAUAUUGGCCUGGAGACCCAGAAAUAAGUCUGGCUGAGGACAAGGUUAUGAAUAAUUGCUACUCGGAUGCAAAGUUAGAUGCUAAAGCUGUGGAAAGACUCAAGUCCAAUAGUCGAGCUCGUGUCUGCACCUUGCUUCAACCUCUGGCUUACAAUAUGCUUCAAUUCGUAGAAGAAACUUCAAGAAAGUGUGAGUUCUUCCAAAUCAUGAAUGCCAAGGACUCUGAUUUUAAACACACGGACAGUUUUACUGAAUGCAGAAGAAAUAGAUUGCGGGAAUUUGAGAAAUUAUUUUUGAUUGCUGAUAGUGACACCCACAAAGAAAUCUUAAAGACUGUUGGCUUAGAGAAUGUGUGUGAUGAUGUUCAUUUUAUUAAUUUGAGGCAUAAAAUGGAGGAGCUUGUUUAUCUAUUAGCAACCAUCGACUGUAGCGUUCCAAUGUCUGGAAUAUUUAUUUCUGAUGAUAGUGCAUCCGAAGAGCACACAAGCAAUGACUUUCAAAAUUUUGCAAGGCACUGCAUGGUUCAAGCCAGGUUACUGGCAUAUCGGACAGAGGAUCAAAAGAUUGGUGUUGGGGCAGUGAUCUGGGCAGAAGGAAAGUCAAGUAAUUGUGAUGCAACAGGAGCAAGGUAUCUGAUUGGAUGUGGUUAUAACGCCUAUCCAACAGGGUCUGAAUAUGCAGACUUCCCUCAGAUGGAUGAAAAGCAGCAGAAAGACAGAGAAGCCAGGAAGUUUCGGUACAUUGUACAUGCUGAACAAAAUGCUUUAACUUUCCGAUGUCAGGAUAUAAAAGAAGAUGAGAAAACCAUGAUAUUUGUUACCAAAUGCCCAUGUGAUGAAUGUAUACCCUUAAUAAAUAGCGCUGGUAUCAAACAGAUAUAUACAGGUGACCUCGAUGCUGGGAAAGUAAAAGCUGAUAUAUCCUAUCAGAAAUUCUCUGGUCUACAAGGAGUGAAGAAGUUUACAUGGCAGAAAAAUCCAGCCCACAGUAUUUUAGAAUCAGGUGUCCAAACUGUUCACAUGAAAAGUGGACCAAACAAGCCGCCCAUAUUCGAGAGCAGCAUUGCCUCAAAAAUUGUGAAUGCAUACACAAUGAGAUCAAGCUCUGAACCAGAGCUGCAUUGCAAGUCCUCAGUACAGGGACACUCUCCAAGUAUAGAGGAUCCCCAUUCUCCCUUGGCCAAAGGUGAUCUGAAGAGGCCUCGGAUAGCUCUUCAGCCAGAGCCCCAAAUGGACGAGCUAUUAAACUUGGAGCACAGCGAGCCUGCUUUCAAACGGAGGUUGGUGGAACAUCAGUGCUACCUCCAGAGUCUUGUGACCUCAUUAGCUACUGUAAUGAAUGAUGUGGUCUGUGGGAUGGAAAAGAUCAAGUCAAGUCUGAAUACUUCCAUGUCUGAUGUCCACAGUGUACUAGACCGUCAUCUGAGUGCAUUGCAGUCCAGCAGAGAGUCAGUGUCAUCUCAGACAGCUUUUACACAGGGUAUGAGCUGCAUUGGGGCAGCACUUCAGACAGCCCUUAGUGCUUCUCUAUCUGACAUGAGCUCUAAAGUGCAAGAAGGUCUACAGAUAGGAUUUGAAAGCCUUGGAGAAAAAAUACAUUCAGCUAUAAGGGCGGGAUUUGCUGAUUUGAUAAAAGAACAUGCCGCUGCUCACCAAUGCCUAUGUAGAAGCCAGGGUGGAGAAAUUUCAUCCACCAGAGGGGUCAGUAGCCCUUCACAGGAGGAGGGAAUUCUUAACAGUGGCCUGUCUCUUUCAUCAUCCCAUCCCAGUCAGCUUUCAUCUGGUUCCUUGCUGGAAGGCAAUAGUCCCUCUACAGUGAUUCUAGCACCUGGAAGUAGGAAUCUAGAGAAUCUGUAAUAAGGAAGGAAGUAAAGAUUUCACAUGAGGAAUAACUAGGACACCUGAGAACACUAUUGAAUUAAAUAAAGUAGACAUGAGGCACCUGGAAUAUAAUUCUGCAGAAGAAAGUGUUCUUAACCAUAUUGUUGUGUGGAAUUAACCACAAACCAAUUAAUCAAACUGUAUUCUAUUUAUAAUAUAACAAUGAUUAAACUAAUAUAACAUUUAUUAAUGGUCCUUUUAUAUUACAGUAGCUUUCCUAGAAGCUUCUAGGGUGACUACUUACUGCUUCAUCUCCAGCCUCUAUCAAAAAUCAAACUACUGUUGGAACUCAAUGGGCCAGGCAGCAUCUGUGGACAUAGAGGGAUGAGACUCCAGUUCUGAUGCCUGUGUUCUCCAGCAGAUUGCUUGUCCCUCCUUAUUACAUCAUCUGCAGUCACUUGUAUCGACAAGGAAAUCAUCAGUUCUCUUGUAGCUGUGGGACUCAGCAAGUCCUUACUCCACACACUUUCACAAUUUCCUAGUCUAAUUAGCACAUUCAGAUUUUUGCAUUUAAUCUGUCCCUCAGUACAAUUCUUCACAAUGGUCACAUCUGAUCACAAGAUGCGAGUACUUACUUCAAUACUUUAGGGUUAGCGUCUUCACCUGUGCAGAACUUCCAAAUGUCUACGUAUCCUGGUAAAUCUAUGUAGUGUUCAAACAAAACCAUCUCUUUCUAUGUUUUAUUCAGUUAAGGAACAACAGCAGUGUUGACACAAGGAAUUUCCAACUAUAAUCAAUUUUAAUUACUGGCUUAAAAAUAGUCUCUGAAGUCCCUACUAUGCUGUGGCUGUGCUUGACUAUUUAGCCAUGGAAGGCUGUGCAGGUUUAGUGUAGUUGAGUAUGGCAGUUGGUGCAGACAUAGAUAUAGGUCCUUCAAUGCAUUGUGCUUUAUGAUCUUAUGACUCUGAAACAACUGAGUAAAUUUAAUGAACAGACUGGACCACUUCUCAAGAAAAAGAGGCUGAAAGGUAAUCUAUUAGAUUUUGACAAAAUGUUUCUGCCUGAGGUGAGGGUGGCAGAAUGUAACAAAGGACAUUGUUAUUAGAUGGGUACCCAAGAUUCCAUUGGGGAAUUUAGAAGAAAUUUCAUUAUGCAAGUGUGGUGAUGACGUGGAACUUUUACCUGAAGAGAGUAGUCAAGGUGAAUAGUAUACAGUGGAUGUACUUAAGAGGUGCCUGGACAAACACGUGACUGAGAAAGGAAAUGACAGAUGCACUAAUAGAUUUAGAUGAGGAAAAAUGGGUAGCAAUUUUGCCAGCAUGUUCUUAUUGGAUUGAAUGUCCUGAUCUGUCACAUAUACAGUAUUCUCUAUUUUUAAAAAUCUUUUAAUACUGCAUUGUAUCCCAACUUCAAGUUAGACAUAUAUUUUUUGCAAGUGGUAAUCCAAUUAAACGGUACUUGAAUUUAAAAGGGAGCUAGAAAACUAUUUCCUCCGUUAAGGGAGUUUAGAAUUAUAUAUUAAAAAAAAGUACUUCUUCACACAACUCCAGAAGUUGCCUUGCUUCUCUCAAAAGCUGAACUUAUCAAUUGAAAUUUAUUUUCAUUAAGCUAAAGCGAUUAAAGAAUAUAGAACCAAGGAUUUAGAUGGAGUUGAGGUACAGAUUAGCCAUGAGCUCACACAUUUUCUGUGAUUAUAAGGUUAUUAGCAGUUUCACUGCAUGAGCUGCAAAUUGAUUCAUGUCAAAACACUAAGCAUUUCUCAGCAAAUCUGUUUCCAUCAUUUAAGUCCAAAGUGAUAAAUCCAAAUCAUCAAAUUGGUGUUUUUGUAGACUGUGGCUUAUCUUUGUUAUAACUUCUGAAUCUGUUUAAUGUUUCUCAAAUAAUGCUUUCUUCAAGAUCUCUUUUAAUUUCCUUGUGCUCUGUAGCAGUCUCCUUAAGCAUGCUUUAUGCUUUAUUAAAAUUUAUUUUGUCAGCUAUAAAAAAAAAUCAAAGAGUGCACUUUCUAUGUUACUAAUUAAUCUUGCAUGAUAUUGCACAACGGGGAGAGGAAUCAACCCUUGAAGAGUUUGUUUCCAAAGAAUGUGAUAAUAUAUCUUAAAAUAACAGAUGCUACUACUAAGAGUUUUUAAAUAAGUGAAUAAAAUGGAGAAUUUAAAU